UAGUGUAUCCGACCGCUAAGCAGCCAUUUUGAACGAAGAGGACUGACUGGGAAAUCAAAGAUAAAAAUUGGCCAAUUGAAGCAUUUCAAGGCACGUGGUUGCCUGGAAAUAAGCGUCUUUUGAUGCCAAAAUGUUUCCCAUUCCACCAGGUAUUACGAGAAUCAUGAACCAACAGUUGAGUUCAAAUGUGUAUAACGGCAAAAUUUUAGAUGGUCAGACACCAAUGUUUCCACCAUACACCCCACUCCAACCACUGCAGCCUGAAGCAGGAUUUGGCGAAAAUCAACCUGUUCCACCGAUUCCACCUGUGACUGGGACACCUCCCGAUGGUUCAGCACCAGUUCCACGCCUUGCUGACUUUGUCUGUCCCCCUCGGCCUAACCAUGGCACUGACGGCAAACCAAUCCUGCUUAAAGCAAAUCAUUUCCAAGUCCGCAUCCCAAAGGGCUUCAUACACCACUAUGACAUCUCUAUCACGCCUGACAAAUGUCCCCGCAGGGUCAACAGGGAAAUCAUUGAGACCAUGGUCAACUCGUACAGCCAGAAAAUCUUCCAGGGACAAAAACCUGUAUUUGAUGGCAGAAAGAAUCUUUAUAGCCGAGAGCCACUCCCCAUAGGCAGAGAAAAGGUGGAAUUAGAGGUAACUCUGCCCGGUGAGGGCAAAGAUAGGGUUUUCAAAGUUGCUAUAAAGUGGGUCGCACAAGUCAGCCUCUAUACUCUGGAAGAGGCUCUAGAAGGACGAUCGCGGCAAAUGCCAUUUGAGGCAAUUCAGGCUCUAGAUGUCGUAAUGAGGCACCUUCCAAGCAUGACCUAUACACCUGUGGGUCGAUCGUUUUUCUCCCCACCGGAGGGGUAUGACCAUCCCCUAGGAGGAGGUAGAGAGGUGUGGUUUGGUUUUCACCAAAGUGUCCGCCCAUCCCAUUGGAAAAUGAUGCUCAACAUUGAUGUGUCUGCCACGGCAUUCUAUAAGGCUCAGCCUGUUAUAGAAUUCCUAUGUGAGGUUUUGGAUAUCAAGGAUAUCAGUGAACAGAAGCGACCUUUAACUGACUCCCAAAGGGUCAAGUUCACUAAGGAAAUCAAAGGACUAAAAGUAGAAAUUACCCACUGUGGAACAAUGAAGAGAAAAUACAGGGUGUGUAAUGUCACACGAAGACCAGCACAAACUCAGUCAUUCCCUCUGCAGUUAGAUUCCGGCCAGACAGUGGAAUGCACAGUUGCCAGAUACUUCUUGGAAAGAUACAAGAUGAAACUCAUGUACCCUCAUUUACCAUGUUUACAAGUCGGACAAGAACAGAAACAUACCUACCUACCACUGGAGGUGUGCAAUGUUGUAGGAGGACAGAGGUGUAUCAAGAAGCUCACAGAUAUGCAGACAUCCACAAUGAUCAAGGCCACAGCUAGAUCUGCCCCUGACAGAGAAAAGGAGAUCAAUAAUCUUGUACAAAAAGCUGAUUUCAACCAAGAUCCCUACCUGCAAACCUUCGGGAUUAGUGUCAACUACCAAAUGACGGAGGUCAGGGGUCGCGUGCUGCCACCUCCAAGGAUAGAGUACGGCGGCAGGCAGACAAAGGCCCAGGCCGUACCCAACCAAGGUGUAUGGGACAUGCGAGGCAAACAGUUCUUCUCUGGAAUAGAGAUCCGAGUCUGGGCAAUCGCCUGUUUUGCACCACAACGAACUGUCCGUGAGGACGCUCUCAGGAAUUUCACCCAGCAGCUACAGAGGAUCUCCAAUGAUGCAGGCAUGCCUAUCGUCGGCCAGCCUUGUUUCUGUAAAUAUGCCACAGGGCCUGACCAAGUGGAACCAAUGUUUAGGUACCUGAAGAAUACUUACCAAGGAUUGCAGCUCAUUGUAGUCGUCUUACCUGGCAAAACGCCUGUCUAUGCUGAGGUGAAGCGAGUUGGAGACAUCCUGUUUGGACUUGCCACUCAAUGUGUACAAGCUAAGAAUGUGAACAAAACCACACCUCAAACUCUCUCCAAUCUGUGUCUCAAGAUCAAUGUUAAACUCGGUGGUAUCAACAAUAUUCUACUUCCCAGUAUCCGACCCAAUGUAUUCCGGGAGCCAGUCAUUUUCCUUGGAGCUGAUGUGACUCACCCUCCUGCCGGUGAUGCUAGUAAGCCCUCCAUUGCUGCAGUGGUAGGCAGUAUGGAUGCCCAUCCCAGUCGCUACUCUGCAACAGUAAGGGUACAACAACACAGACAAGAGAUAAUCCAAGAGCUCUCGACCAUGGUGCGAGAAUUACUCAUCCACUUCUACAAGGCCACACGAUUUAAGCCCACACGUAUCAUCUUCUACAGGGAUGGAGUCAGCGAAGGCCAGUUUGCACAGGUGCUUUCACAUGAAUUGCGAGCCGUGCGUGAGGCCUGUAUGAAGCUGGAGUUAGGUUAUCAACCGGGCAUAACAUUCAUCGUAGUUCAGAAGCGACAUCACACUCGCCUAUUUUGUGCAGACAGGAAGGACCAGAUUGGACGUAGCGGCAACAUUCCAGCCGGGACCACAGUCGAUGUUGGCAUCACUCACCCAACAGAGUUUGACUUUUAUUUAUGUAGCCAUGCAGGAAUACAGGGUACAAGCAGGCCUUCUCAUUACCAUGUGCUGUGGGAUGACAACCGUUUCCAGGCCGAUGAACUGCAGACACUGACCUAUCAGCUGUGUCACACCUAUGUGCGCUGCACUCGAAGUGUGUCUAUCCCUGCUCCAGCCUACUACGCUCAUCUAGUGGCAUUCAGGGCACGCUAUCAUCUCGUGGAGAAGGAACAUGACAGUGGAGAGGGAAGUCGUCACUCGGACAACAGUGAAGAUCGAACACCGACAGCUAUGGCACGGGCUGUCACGGUUCAUCCCGACACCACCAGGGUCAUGUACUUUGCCUAGUCACCCAACGACAAGAAGUGCCAGAAUUAACAGGAUUCCAGAGCUUUAAUUGCACUCCAUUCAAACUUAUGCAGCGAGACUAAUACAAGGUUUAUCCAAUACCAUGUUAUUUAUAACAAGAUAAUGCAAUUGAAGUAGGGCCACAAAGAUGUGUUGGUUUGACAAUUAUUUGUGUUGUUGUGACAGAUAAACAAUUAAUGUACAACGUUACUCUGUAUUGAGACUUGAGAAGCUAUCGUUCAUGUUGAAUGUUUCCUACGAAAGAAGCAACGGACAGAACUGUCAAUUGAUAUUACUUAUUUGAUCAGUGAAAGGUGCAGGCCUGAUGAACAGGUCUGACUUAAUAUAUGGUAGUUUUAACUUAAUCAUUUAUAUCACUUUCAGCAUUCCCUCUUUAUUCAUUAGCAGUACUUAAAAACUAUGCCACACUCCAUUAAAAUUUCUUUCCAUACUCAGCGAUGUAUCCCAGUGAAGAGGUUUGUGGUGGACAACAUGACCAGUUAUUUUUUAUUAUGGUAGAACUGUUUGUAAAGUUCAGAUCAUGUACAAGUCACCUUUGGGAAAGUUUUAUAGGGAACUUAUUUGUUCACUGUAGAUGUGAAAGGGUUUGGAAUUCUCAACCAAAUUUUGGAAUGCUUUAAGUGAAUUUUUUAUUUCUUUUUAAUAACUUAUCUCAACCAAGCGUAUUAAUUGUAUAAACCACGACAAACCCGAUGGUUUAGUUAGUCUGAGGUGUACAUUUGUGUGUGAUUCAUCAGAGCGUCGGUUAUUCCCAAAACUAUUUAUUGUCAUCCUGUUUGUAAAACAGAUGAUCGGGCUGUGAACAAGGAAGGUAGCAGGGAAGUAGUCCUACCAUGGUACCUCAUAUCCUGAAAAGGAGAAAUACAAAUCCAAUUAUGCCUCGCAAGAAUUUUCUACUAAAUUGAAAAUUAUGUAUUAUAAAUUUCUCUUGCAUUUUCUGUACCAUUAAUCAUAAUAUAUAUAUUUGCUUCUUUUACAAUACAAUCAGAGAGUGCCGCCAAAUGGUUGGAUUUCCCCCCUGCUUCCUUUCUUGAAGUUUUAUGAAGAUUUUUAUAUUUGCUUUUAUUGUAUAAUAGCACACAAACUAAAGAGAAUUAAUAGUCGUAUGUGCUGAUGUUGUUUAUGUGGCAAAUCUAUCGAUAUCCUGUAGUGAUGUUCUGGUGCUGACGACAAGCCAAAGUAGAAAUGAUUUCUACCUGAAGGAGUUUUACCUUUUUAGAAAUGAUUUCUCUGUUAAAGAGUUUUUACCAUUCUUUUGAUCAACUUUUUGAUAAAAAAAAAAAUCACAUUUGAGUCUUGUCAGAUAUGGAAAUUUCAAAGCAAUUGUUUUUGUGGGUCCAACUGUCCAUUGUCAUGAUGUGGUGAAAUAGCAUUGUUUGAUGUUGAAACAUUACAUGUGGUUAAAACAUGCAAAAUAGGAGGGUUGAUUUAGUCGCAAGUCAUUAUAACCUGGAGUACUGUGCAGGUUGAGAUAUUUAUUCCCAUCGUGCUAGUGAAACAUGUUGAUCAUUUUUCACCAACAUUUUAUUUGUUAUAAGAUUUUAUAUAAAACUGUUCCGUUGUGUUUGAAAAAUCAUGGCUUUCUGUGACCUCAGCUAUCCCUAUAGGGGUACAAACCGUCAAAUUAACCAUUACACCCAUGACACUAAUCAGAAUGUGAUUCGCUUCGAAGAUUGACACUGAAAUAUCGGAAAGUGAUUCAGGAGAAUAUUCAACAAUAUUCUACUGCUAGGUUGGAAAAGUUAGUUUCAAAAUCAUGUAUGUUAUACAAUUUUGAAACAAAAGUAAUGUUUACAAUUCUUUUUCAAACUGUUUAUUACUACCAUUUGCCAUUUAGACUCUUGUGUUAAUGAUCUUUUUUUCAAAUUCACAUAAUAUAUCAUUGAGCAUAAAAAACAGAUUUUGUACCGAGUCCCACCAAAUGGUUUAAAACCAGUCCUGCCUAUAUUGUAUCCACCAUGUAUACAAAGUAAACUUUAAACCAAGCAUGACCAUGAUAAUGAAUAAUAUUCCCUCGUGUCUUCCCAGACAUCAAGUCCCAUCUUUAGUCAAAUAUUAUGCAAUUACAUUCAAAACACUGGCUCAGUCUGUUCUUUUCAUUAUUAUUCAUUGAUAGAGGGUUAGAAAAUAUUCAUAUGAUGGUAUUUUUGCAAAUAUUUUAGUGCCAGUAAAAGAGUUUUUAAAUGAGCUCUGUAUGUAUACAUGUAUAUGAUAUGCUGAUUUUUUUUUCACGUUUGACCUUAUUUAUCCAUGAAUGACAAUAUAAAAGAAUGAAACCAAAUAAAUGUAAUAGUUUUAAUGUGACACAUAUAUCUCAAAAAUAAAGUUCAGCUCGGUUUUAAAUAAAGAAGAUACUGUCUGUAGUUUUCUCUUAGGUGAUGAUGAUAAAAUUAUUUGAUUUUUCUCUCUCUUUUCAUACUUACAAGAAAAAUGGUGAAAUCCGGUUAAUUUAUAAGCUAAUAUUACCCAAUGUGAAAUAUUACCCAAUCUGGGUAUUUUGUAUUGUUUAAAGAUUUUUGUAAUAAUUCAAUAGAAGUUGAAAUUUACAAGAAAGAAAACAAAAAAACAAUUAAACUUAGAAAAAGGUCUUUAACUUGAUUGAUGUGUUAUGAAUUUCAGGAUGUGAUGGAGUUUGUCAGUAUAGUUAGGUGGAUUUUUCAACCUAUUCCUGUUUGUCACAAUGAGAACAUCCUUAGUAGUUACCCAAAUAAGUUAUUUAAUACUCUUUGAAAAAAAAAAAUAUCUAGUCAACCAAAAUUGAGUAUAGGCAAUUAAGUCCAUUAUCUACAAACCAUGCCUUUUGAAAAAAAAUUAUGUGCCUGCUUAUUACACAAAAAAGUUCAAUAGAUUUUAAAUGAUAUUUUUUGUACAUAAAAUUAACUGAUCAGAUUGAAAAUAUCUUCCUAGAAGUAUAGUUUAUGACAAUAAUUGUAAAAUUGAUUUUUUUUAAAGGAAAUCAUUGUUGAAAUUAAUCAUAAUUGUGAUAAUGUUUUAAUUGAUAAAUGAUGCUUGUAAAUCUGACAGAUUUUUGUGUUCUCUCCAGAAUACUGCCCAAUUGUAUCUGUCUUGCAUUAUAUACAGAUGACCUUAUGACGAUAUUGAAGGAACCAACAUGAUUUUCUUCCUGGUUGUGUUUGCUUUAAAAGGAGUAUACAGACAAGACUGUUUUCUACAACUACGGGGUUGUCAAAGAAAUUUGCAAAGCUACCAAAGUGUCGCAAAUACACAGCUUGUUUCUGUUGAAAUAUUUAUGAUUGUAGGUCUGGCUUUUUUUGGAGGAUUAACAUUUUCUAUUAUUAGUGCCGGUUUUGUCUAUUGUAACAGUAAUUGAAGUAUUGCAAAACAUAACAAAAAUACAUUUUAUCUGUUGAAGUCAUGGUUGCAGCUCUUAUAUAGUUUUGUUAAAGUUUAUUUUCUCUCAACCAAACCCACCUAGUCUUGACACAAGGCUGAGAAAGCAUUCCUUGUUUUUUUUCUUGGUGAUAACAAAAUGAAAGUCCAGAGUAAUAAGUGCCAUUUGCGACUGUCGCGCUGAGAAAAGAUUUGUGACGAUCAUGUGGGUUAUAGUCCUUUGAUUUGUAACAGUUAUGUGGCUUAGUUCCGCAAUGUGUGCCGGUCAUGUGUACAGUAUAGAUUAUUAAUAUGAACUAGUCCUAUAUCACAACUAUGUUGUAAUAGUAGUCAAAUUAAUGUAUAAGCAAUUUGUGUGGAAAUUUUAUCGAUGCAAAAUGUCACAGCAUCAAAUUAAUGAUUUUUUUUUUUUUUUUUUUUAAAUAUUUUAAUUAUUGAUGCAAUUUGUAUUGGCCAAUCGGAGACUGUGAAAGUCUUAAACUGUGUUAGGUUUUAUGUGUGUGGAAUCGGUCUGCCAACAGUGGUGUUAUUUCUAAGUCUUUGUUUAGAGUGCAAUUUAAAUGUUCCAUUAUCAUAUCAAAAUGUUCGUGCUUUUAAAACAUUGGAGUCUAUUAAUGUUGAAGACAUAUCAAGAUACCCAGAUGAUGAUUUUGUUAAUAGCUCAAUUUCAUUUGUGUUUGAAGUUGUGGUAGCAUGGUAUCUGUUUGUCCCGUACAUGUGUCCUGGUGUGUGUCUGUGUGAGAUAGUGAGCAAGGCGUCCUUAUUAUAUAGUAGUCUGUUUAUUUUGUGGGUCACCUUGUGUUAUUUUUGUUCCACCCACCCUGGCCCCCUAUAUUGAGGACCUUUGUCACUCAGAAUUCCCUCAUCCACGUCAAAUUAUUUUGUUGAACAUAUAUGUGUAUGUACAUUAUGACCUUGUUGAUGUGUUAUUUAAACUUUUUUUUUUCGAAAUGUCACUUGAACUUUUUUGUAUAUAAACAUAAUUAGAGAAUAUUAUUACAUCUGAAAGAUGUAAUAUACAAUGUACAUAGGAAGGGAUAGAUAUUUUAUAUAAUUAGUCCUGCCAUGGGUCAUAUCUCUCGGCCUUGUUUUCUGGGUUGCCUAAGGUUCCCUGUAGGAUCGUGAUGGGAGAGAUAUGAUAGAAUCAUGUCACACUUAAACAAUAAUUGUCUAUGAAAUCUUAUUAAUAGUGUAGCUGGCAUUUGCCCAAGUCUUUUUAUGAUUUCUCACUCACUCGCUGCCUCUGUCAUUUGAAACUGUUCAUGAAGUAUUCAUAAGUUGGAUGACAAAAUCCCAAGUGACACUGUUCAUUUCAGAGGGUCAAAAUCUCGUGUUUAUUCUUUUUAGAAUGAAAUAACAUGAUAAAAUAAAUUCACAGCAUUUUGAAAUGAUCACUCUUGGAUCUGGUCUAUAAAACUGUAGAACACUUGAAUCUUUAGGAGAUAGAUCUGCAGCCAAACUACAGUAUAAUUUCCAACUUCCAUUAAGAAUUUCCUGUCACAUUAUUUCCCAAUUAGCUAUGUCUAGUUCUAAUGGAAUAUUUCUGUUAAUUUCGGAUAAAUGUUUUGUGAUGAAUCAUGACAGUUGUAUAUAAAUAAUAGGUUUUCCUCUCUUGCUAACGAGCACAGAUAAAGUUUUCUAGAAUGAGAAAGAUCUUUUCACCCUAGUCAAUUAAAAGGUAUUGUAAUGUUGAAGGAAUUGAACAUCUCUAUAAAAAUGUAUAUAACUGUUGCAAAGAAACCGAGACCACUUUGAACAAAUUGGGAGUUGAUAGUAAAAAAUUAACUGUCAUAUAAUCAAAUGCAGGAGAAACACAAUGCCAUCAAGAUAGAACAAAAAGGUCAGCCUUUGUGUACAAAAAAUCAGAUUUAAAUCAAAGGAUCUACUUAAAUAUUUGAAACUUGUGUAUUGCAGUUUCAAAUCAAAAUAUAUAUUAAAGGGAAAAAAAUAUUCUUGAAAGUAUUUCUUUAGGUUCUGGGAACAAAAACUGCCUUAAAGUUCAAAACUAUUUAUAGAACAAUAAUCUCACACAGCACAGAACACAAUAUUUACUACAAAGGCCACAAAGGUUGGAUGGGAUACCACUUGUAAUGAACGGGUAAAUAAUUGUGCCUAUCAGUAAGGUUGUUACACCAUGCUUUUCAACCUAGAUUUUAUAAUUUGAAAAAUAAUUUGUUAGGUUAAGGUUUUUAUUUUUCAUGAACAGUAAGUAGGGUUAGAUUUUUUUUAGCUUAGAUCUACCAGCCUCAAUAGAUUAUCCUGCACCAAAAUGAGUGCUCACAUUGUAAAUUAAAUCAGGAAUAUCUCUGUGGUAAGCUGUUUAGUAUAAUGUAUCGCUGUAUGCCUUGAACAUUGAAUGAUAUAGAAACAAAUCAAAGUGGAAUGUUAAUUAUCUGUUGUCUAGCAAUAUGUGUCUCAUACAAGUCUUGUUUGGGCAAAGCAAUACUCCACACAAAAAUAACGAAACAUUUCAGCAAUAUCGCGAGUAAUUUACAAUUUUUUGUUAUUGGCUAGAUGCUGUUGUGUUGGAAGAAUGCAAAUUGAGACUGGUCAUCACCAUGUACCACACAUUGUCUAGUUGAUUUUAUCCACUUUAUCAUUAAGUAAUUCAUGUUGUAUCAUACUUCCCCAAGUCUAGUUAAGUACUGUUGCUUUUUAAAGAGUCCUAUAAGUAUUUUAAAUUAAUAAAAUGAAAAAAAUGUAUAAUAAA
This is a messenger RNA of Pecten maximus, 8957 nucleotides long. Its product is annotated as protein argonaute-2-like. Lineage: Eukaryota; Metazoa; Mollusca; Bivalvia; Pectinida; Pectinidae. The transcript is spliced from 24 exons. The record is from RefSeq and is a predicted model, not a curated record. Gene Ontology annotation, molecular function: RNA binding; protein binding. Bases 131 to 2875 code for a protein of 914 amino acids.